AUGAGACACCCCGGAAGCCUGGGCCCUAUCGCCCUCCUGCUGGGCCUGGAGCUGGCCCUAUGCAGGGGCCAGGCGACUUCACAGUACUGCGGGCCACAGGGCCAGGCGGAGAGGCUGCAUUUUACCCGGCUGGGCAAAGGCCGCUGGCUGGAUCCUCAGGUCCGGCCACCUGGGUCCCUGGAUCCCCUCUACAGGAUGGUGCGGGGCUUCCUGGACAUGGUGCAGCUCAACCCCUUCCCAGAAGGAUUGGUUCGAGUGGCAUUGAAUGAACCCUCUUCUGUUCGAACCUCUGAUGUGGUCCGGUAUGAGGCCGGCUACGUGGUGUGUGCUGUGAUUGCUGGCCUCUUCCUUCUUAUUGUGCCCACUGUUGGGCUUUGCUUCUGCUUUUGCCGUUGCCGCCGGCGCUGUGGGGGCCGGGUCAAGAUUGAGCACAAGUCUAUGGCCUGUGAGAGGGGCAGCCUCAUGAUCUUCCUGCUGCUCAUCACUCUUCUCCUCCUGACUGGUGUGGUCUGUGCUUUCAUUACCAACCAAAAGACACAUGAUGAGGUAGGCCCUGGUGUCCGGGCUGUGCCUAGAGUGCUCAACUCCCUACAAGGUCUGGUCUCUGAUGUCCCCCAGGAGCUGCAGGCAGUGGCUGGGCAGUUCUCCAUCCCCCAGAAUCGAAUCUUGGAGGAACUGGAUGGUGUUGGUGUAAACCUUGGCAGUACCAUCCAUACCCAGCUCAGGGGCACAGUGUAUCCUAUGCUAGCCUCCCUCCAGAGACUGGGCCAAGACUUGCAGGUUUCUUUGGACCACCUUCGGCUACUCAACUCCAGCACAGUCUCUCUACAGGACCAGCAAGAGCCUCUGGAUUCUUCUUUGCAGGACCAUAGGCACAGACUGCUCUCCCUACUCCAGGAUGCCCGGUGCCGGGGAUGUGCCAGUGCACUGAGUCACAGCCAGCUCUUGGAGCUGGGGGCCAAUUUCAGCCAGGUGCCUUCUGUGAAGAGCGUCCUCCAGAAAUUGAAGGGUGUCCCAGAGGCCAAUUUUUCUAACAUGGUUCAGAAGGAUAACAGCACAUUCAAUACGCUCCCGGUUCUGACAGCUAUAGAGACAGCAGACAUAGUUCAAGAGUUGAAGGAGGAAGUGGCCCAGAUCCCAGAGGAAGUGAGGACCCUGUCUGAAGGCUUCCCAGGCUCUGAGGCUGCUGACCGCUGGAGACAGGCUCUUGCAGAGGCAGAGAACAGUAGCAGGCCUUAUCUACAUAUGAUCCAGAGAUAUGAGAGAUACAGGUGGAUUGCAGGUUAUGUGCUGUCCUCGGUGAUCCUAUUGGUGGUCAUCUGUAACCUGCUGGGCCUCAGCCUGGGCCUCUGGGGGAUCUCUGCCCGAGAAGACUCUAGCCACACAGAAGCCAAGGGCGAGGCUGGGGCCCAGUUUCUCAUGGCGGGUGUGGGCUUAAGCUUCCUUUUCUCUGGACCCUUCAUCCUCCUUAUCUUUGCCACCUUCCUCCUGGGGGGCAACAUCCAGACAUUGGUGUGCCGAAGCUGGGAGAACCAGGAGCUGUACAAGUUUGCUGACACCCCAGGGAACCUUCCCCCAUCCAUGAACCUGUCCAACCUCCUGGGCCUCAAGAAGGACAUCAGCAUCCCCUCUGCCUAUCAGCAGUGUAAGGAGGGUGCUGCUCUCUGGAAGAUCCUACAGCUUAAUGGCUCCUAUGACCCAGAAAAGCACCUGAACAUCAAUAAGUAUACCACCCAGCUGCAGGAGCAGGUAGAUAACUUUGAUGUAGAUAUGAAGGAUCUAGACCUGCUGAAUGAAGCUGCUAAGAGAGAUCUGGAAGCCUUCAGGAGCAGCGGGAUUGAGAAGAUUGACUACUCCAGCUUCCUCACCCAGGUCCAGAAGCCAGUGGUGAAAGUUGACAUCUUGAAGCUAGCCAAGGAGCUGGAGAAGUUGGGUCAAGCCCAGACUGAGUCUGCCCUGGGACAGGAGCUGAAGCAGGAGGCUCAGGCCCUACAGGCCCUUUACCAGGAGAAGAUCCUCCCUCAGCAGACCCAUGUGGUGACAUUGAAUCGUAGUGCCCGUGCGCUGUCAGCAUCUGCCUCAAACCUCCAGCCGCUGAUUUCAGAAACUCUGGUCAAUGCGAGCUCCCUGAAAACUGAGCUGCCCAUCCGGGCUCAUUGGAUCUUGAGGAAUGAAAGUGAGUGCUUCCUGAAUCGAGAAAUGGCCUACUUCAUCCAAUACAUGGACUGGGCGAGAGAGAUGGUCACUGAACACAUUGCCACCUGCCAACCCCUGUCUGGGGCACUGGACAACGGCCGGGUGAUCCUGUGUGAUCUCAUCAUGAAUCCUUGGAACGCCUUCUGGUUCUGCCUGGCCUGGUGCACCUUCUUGCUUAUCCCCAGCAUCAUCUUUGCCAUCAAAACCACCAAGCACUUCCGACCUAUCAGGAAACGCUUAAGCUCUACCAGCUCUGAGGAGACCCAGCUUUUUCACAUCCCCAGAGUCACGUCACUGAAACUGUAG
Trichosurus vulpecula (common brushtail) is the source of this 2502-nucleotide messenger RNA. It is a transcript of the gene PROM2, whose product is annotated as prominin 2. Gene Ontology annotation, cellular component: cilium; cell surface; microvillus. The transcript is spliced from 23 exons. The coding region runs from base 1 to 2502 and encodes 833 amino acids. Lineage: Eukaryota; Metazoa; Chordata; Mammalia; Diprotodontia; Phalangeridae. The record is from RefSeq and is a predicted model, not a curated record. Gene Ontology annotation, molecular function: cholesterol binding.